AUGGCCGAAGGUCCUAAAGCCCCGGCCAGGAACCCUUUUCGACCUCCCGAACCUCCUGCUGUCUUUUAUGGGUCGCUGGAUCCGGGGAACCCGGUGGUGGCUAGAUUUGAGAAAGACCUGAAUGAGUGCCUGACCUUCUUGCGGCGAAACCGGGAAGCGGAGAAUGCCGGCUCCAAGUCGCAGGAGCUGCACAGGCGAGGAUCAACAACUUUGUUUAAUGUUUGGAACAAGUACAAGUACCGAUUUCCAGACUGGUAUUACAAAGAAAAACUUGUGAAAGUUGGUGAUCAGCUCAUGGAAAUAAAAGAAUAUAAGCUGGCCCUUGUAAUGUGCUAUGGGCAGUAUCUUCAAUUGAUCAGUACCACAGACAUCAACAUGCCUGAAUUAGAUGUGCACCAGUUUCACUCUAGUUUUUUCCCAAAUGGAGUUAGAGAUAAAACAGCUGCAGUUACACUCCAUGUGUUGCAAGCAAGAAAUGUUUGCAUGUACCGAAUGGUAUGCCACGAUGACAAGGAUCUUCUUAAUCAGGAGUCUUUGAAAUCAUGUUUCACCAUCUUGACCAUAUUUCAACUCAUCAUGCAGAUCACUCUGCCGCAUGAGCAUUUGUGUUGGAUUGUCUAUAAUGGUACAAUUUAUAUUUAUACCAUAUGUAGACAUUUGAUGACUGUUGGUCAAUCUGCUAAGGUGCUGGAAUAUUUACUGUGGUCCUGUGUAUGUAUGGAGUCAUCCGUUCCACUUUUAGCUGUACAUUACUUGACAUGGAGGACCACACUUUAUGCUGCUGUUUGCCAGUGUUACUAUGACUGCCAUUUGGGCAUUUAUGGAGAGGUAUUUGCACGCCGUGGUCUGAGCAAAAUUGAUGAACUAAAACAAAUGGAAAACAUGAGUUCGUCAUUAAGCAUGGAAACAAAGCAAAUAUUCAAAGAAGCCACUGUGAAGAUGGCUGCAAUGAUCUUAAAAAGAUCUGCAUUUGAACCCAGAAGAAAACCAAAAGGGUUUAUUCGACCAAGAGUGAAAACUAAUAUAAGAGAGUCACAAUAUCUGCCAUGGCCUCGUUCAAUUACAGAAAGACUACUACUGGAAUUUUUUGACUGUAAUUCGUCUCAUUUUUUUGCUAUAUUGGAAGCUCUGUUUGAUAUAAAUAGGAGGACACUGAUGCCUGGCCCUCCUAUUCCUGAUGAAAUAGAAAUUCGUGAUGUGGUUUCAGAGCUCUUUUUUGCCGGCGUGGACAUUGUUUCAGGUGGUGUGUUUGGAGUCUCAUCCUCUGACCAUCCUGGUGUAAUAACUGCAUCAUCAUCUCUUAUGGAGCUAAUAUUAGCAGGGAAGAAUUCUGUUACUGGUGAAGCUACCUUGAGGUUUAUAAAGAUGGCUUUCAGCUAUGAAGAAUGGGAUGCAUUUGAUCAAGCUGCUGGACUGUUUUAUACUUUUAUUAAGAGUCAAGAUAAUUCAGUUUGGAAGAAGGCAGAAGCAGAACUGAAAUUACUUCUUAUAAUGCAGUCUUUACUAUCUCCACGAAAACCAAGGCAUAAUUUGUGUGUCCAGGAAAAUAAUAUCAGAGAUGUAGUUUUUGCUCGAAGCUCAAGGAAAAAAGCCAUGGCUUUUCAAGCAUCAGGAAAAGCCGGAGAAACUAUUGAUGAUGUUUUUCGAUUGGCAAAGACACUGUAUUUCAUCAUCUGUAAAGAGGGCCUCCAGCCAGACAGAGAAAUGGUAACAGAUGCAACUAUGUUUUUAUGGCAAAAAUGCAAGAAAGGAAUCCAGAAGAUCCUAGUGAGUGGAAGCAACUACUUAAAGACUGCUCGUAAAUACCAAACCUCCAAGUGGGUUCAUAUACUUUAUAUUCUUAAUGAAGUAAUUCACACAAUUAAUUUUGGAGAUGCUAAUGCUGUGGUGAUGGCUGAAGUUGCCUUACGUCUCACUGAAGUGUUGGAGAAUACAGCAGGCUAUGCACUCAAACCUGAAACAGCAAGUGAAAAAAGGGACUCUAUAGCAUUAUCAGAAUUCUGUAUUGGAGAUAUGCCUUCAUUGUUGCAGAGAUGCCCUUCAGAACAGUUGCAUUUAACUUACGAGUGUCUGGACAGAGCAAUUAGUGCAAUGAUACACGCUCGCUCAGUUUUGCCUGCUAGGACAUCAGUGUUGGAUAACUGGUGCAAGAAGCUGACAUUCAAUGAGCUAAAUUUAAAUGGGUCUCCAGAAAAUGAAACUGCUCAGAAAUCAAUGAUAGGAAACAAUUUUAUUAUGGAUUUACAUCUUGAACUUAUUCUGGCUCAGCAUCGAGUAUCUAUUAAACUACUUAACUUGGCACAAGAUGCUCAGUAUGAUAAAGGCAUUCAAUUAAAUUAUCCUGUGAAAGAUGUGAAACAAUUCAAAUGUUUGGCAGAACAAGAUGUGAUGAACAAAAUAAAAAAGAAUAAAUUGUCCAAAGCACUCUUCCUGAUGCAGAAGGCUAUGCUGUUGCUUCCAGCACAAUUAGCCAAAUCUUCUCCAAACCAGCUCCUUGAGGAAGCAUUUAUUUUAAUUCAGAAGACAGAAGCAGAACAAAAUGCAUUAUGUAUCUGUCUCCAACAAUCUGCGACUAGUGUAAAAAGCAAAGUUCCACCUCCUCCUAUAUUGCUUUCCAGAUGUCAUUGGUCCAUAUCAUUUAAACCGGCUCCAUUUAUUUCUGAUGUAAAGGUUUCAUGGUAUGCCAUUUUUGGAUGUGUAGCACAAGGAAGUAUUCCAAAAGUGCGGUUAAAUCAUUACAAUCUUCAGAACAGUGCAGAACUGGUACAAGCUGAUGAAAACUGCAUCUUAGAAGUUAAAGAUUUAGAACCCAAUGAAAUGUACAUAUUUGCAGUUGCAGCAUAUUCCUCCGAUGGAAAACUUAUUGGUGAUGGCAUUGGGGAGACCACAAAACCAAUUCUUGCAUACCCACCUCUUUCUGCUGCUACUGUCCGUGCGUACAUGGUUCAGUGUGCUUUUCUGACUGAGAACUAUACUUUAUCUAAAAAGGCAUUUCAACCCCUAUGGGAUUAUUUUGUCUCACGUUCUCAUACUUCUGCUGUGGAUGCUGAAAUUGUUUCUAUAAGCAGCAGUUUGACCAUAUCUCCAUACAGGUUAAAUCCUGAUACUUUAUAUCAUGCUUCUCCAAACCUCUUAUACCUGUUUCUCAGGAGCAUUUUUGUUAUCAAUGACAUCCGUGUGAGUGAUAGCGCUCUCUUCUGUGAUUCGAUUUCUUUCAGUGAGCUAAAAUAUAGCAGACAGGUUGCUAGGUUAGCUGAAUGUGAGAGGAUGCUAAUGGCGCUUGAACUCAGUAACUGGUUAAAUGAUGUGCAGUAUGCCCUGCAGGCUGUUGUUCAUUGCUAUGGCCUUAUAGCUCCCCUGAUCUUUCAUAGGAUUCACUCAGUUCCACUCAUUCAGGUUAUCAUUAAGUGUCUCACAUUUCUUCAAGAAAUCCCUUGUAGUACCCUGCAAAGAAAAUCAGCAGCUGGUUAUGAGAGUAUUCAGCACAUGAUAGCUUGCUGUUCUUUUUUCACAGCUAAGGUACUGCGGUCAUGGAAUGAAUAUGAAUUAGCAAUAGUUAUUAUCAACUAUGGGAAAAGGUUAUUGGAUUCCUCUCAGACCAGCACUCAGACACCUGCACCUGAAGGAGUGGAUGAAAUACUAGAAGAUGAGACUCCUUCCAGAAGGCUGAAGUCACAAAUAGCUGCAGCUGAAAAAGUAAAUGAGAAUUUAGAGGCUUUGGAAAGCACACUGCUGAGUCUGACGAAACCAGGACAGGAACUUACUGGAGAGGAAGAUACACUAUUAUUGUAUCCUGUUAUUAAAAACUGGCAUACAAAGAUUGCUUAUAAGGAAGUACUAAAAUUUAAGAAGAGUCCCCGCUUCCUUGAAUAUUUUGUUCAGUUUUUGCUCCGAGUUGUUAAUGAAGAAAGGUUUUCACGAAUAAUAGAGUGGGCAGAUGAUAUACAAGACUACCUUAAAAAACGCAAUAAAUUCCUCCUCGGUGUCAAGCGGAAAAAAAGGACAAAACUAAUCAUAGACACAAAGAAGGCUGGAGCAAUGGAUUGGUACAAACUGCCAGGAGGACUGAUUGCUAAGAAGAAAUCAAAGAAGAAAAAAGAUCAGUUUAAAGGUGGUUCAAAACACGAGGGCACCACCAAAAGUCUGGAUGCACAGAGGAAAGAGAAAGAGGAAUUACGAAGAAUGGCUUUUCACGUACUUAUACAAAAGUUGAAUUUUUUUGCGGAAGUCUUCUUAAAACGAAGAAGGUUCCAACAAAUUUACCUUGAAGAGAUGCCAUGGAAAGCGCAGAUGAACGUUUAUCUAGCAAACAUCCAUUUCAUUUUGUUUAAAAAACGGAUAGAAGAGCUCUACAGUCUUGAAAUUCAUCCUUUACAAAAUUUGAACAGAUAUGAAGUUCUAGACCCUGAAAAAUUCUCCUUAAACAAUUCAGGCACAAUAGUGGUGCGAGCAGCAAUACAGGAAGUAAAAAAGAGUAAAAGCACUUCAUUUGUAAAAGCUGGACCAUCAGGAAAAUCCAGGAAAAAAACUGGUCAAGACUUCCUUGCUGUUCUUUGUCCAGACACACUUGACCUGACUUCCCCUACCUUCAGCCCUGGUCCUUCCUUGCCUGCUUCUGACCCUACAUUACAGAGUUCUUCCUUGGACACUGAUUCCAGCUCAAGCCUACUUGACCACAAUGGUUGUCUCCUCCCUGAAAGUGGGGCCUCGAUGCAUCCCACCAAUCUGACUCAGCUGUCACCUUCUGUCACAGAUACAGAUUACUCUUCUGAGCACAGCCAUAAGUCAAAUGAAAAACAUGUUCCUCGAUCCCCAUCACAUAUCACAGUCAAGGAACGUGAACGAGCUCUUGCCACUGCUGCUCUGCUAGAUCAUUUUACGAAACUAUGUCUGCAUCUCAGAAGAGCUGUGGUUACUGCUCAUCGUGGUGGCCACUGGACAUUGCUUCAGAAUGCCUGCCGAAAUCUUUGGAACUACACUCAGGAAAUACAGGCAAUGGCUGAAAAUUUACAUGGACCAUUUCCUAUUACAAGGGAUAUUUUACUUAAUACUAUUUGGUUACCAUACUACAUGGCAUCAGAUUCACUGCUUGAUAUGAUAACUGAGCUUCAGCUCACCAAUUCUAUUAAGAUUAUUGAAGAUGAAGGAGAUUUCUGUGUUCCAAGUUGCGUAGGAGGCAUUGCUGAAGAUGAAGGUGGUUUUAAUUUGUUUUUUGAAAAUCCACUUGAUGAUGUGAACAUUGUUGACUUGAAAGGAGUACAUGACUUGAUCCUGAGAACUUUAGAAAUUCUGUUUCAUUUGAAGAAGUGGGAAUCUUUAGCAUGCUUAGCCCUGCAAUUUAACACUCUUACACAUGAGAGAUAUACAGAGCUAGUGACUCCUUUGCUGGUGUUUGCUCAGAGGCAGCUGCAGGAAAGAAUUCAACAUCUUAAAGACCCUGAAAGCUCUCAGCUUGAUUUCAAGCCAGUUUUCUUUGACAGUGACUCUGUAAACAAGGUGCCUUGCAGACACUACUUUGCGACCAAGCUGCCUGUUGUUGGAAAACGUAAUGCAAGAUCACCUGAACACCAUUUCCACAAAUCAGGUGACAAUUUAGCAAGAUCACUUGUUUCUGUUCCUCUGAAUGUGACAGAUUCGCUGAAAUGUUUCCGAGAGAGCCUAGAAAAAUCAAAACACCAUAGCAGAGCCCUUAAAUAUAGCAGGAAAUUGCUUUCAUUAUUUCUUGCUGAUACACAAGAACACUUUGGAAUUUUAAACACAAUUUUAAAAAGCCAGAUGACUUUAUCUGGGAAAGUCGGAUUUAUUAUGGGAGAUGAGUUGACGUAUCAGCCAGAACCACCUGAUCUGUCUGAAGAAAGUUUUACUUUUCUUAGUAUGGUUCAAAGCAAGUCAAUUCCCUGGUCAAAACUGUCAGUAGUCGUCUCCUCAUAUGAGUAUACACUUGAAGCUCUUCAAAUCGGUGACCAGCAAGGCCUCAGAGUGCAGGCUCUUCAUGAACUUGGAAAUCUUCAUUUUUGUACAGGAAACAAAAGAGCUGCUUUCAAAUGCUGGACUCAAGGCCUUGAUGGAGUCCUCAAGAUAGACGACACACUUCAUCGCUGGCAUGAGCUAGCUGGCUCGUCAGAGAAUGCCAUUGGCAACUUGGCAAAUAGAUCUCAAGGUUACUGUGAGAAAUUCAUUGUUCGAGCUGGAAUUUGGGGAUGCAUUCAAGGAGCUGUGUUAGCAGCUAAAAUUGCUCAGCACAUCUUGUUACAUGAUAUAAAAUUAAGGACCAAAGCUUGCAUUUUAUCUGCUCUGCUCUUCAAGUCCCUUUUUAGAGCUUCAUUGCCACAUCCUGCAGCUGAUUGUGACUUUGCUCAGUAUGAAAUCAGUGAAUUAAUUCCUGGCACUGAUCUGUUUGUGGAUAACUACAGAGCUGAUGUUGCAUCAGUCGUUGCGAGUCUGAGUUUCAUUAUGUUUGAACUGAAUUGUUGUAAGCAAAAUCUCAUCAUUUUGCCACUCUUUUCACUGUAUCAAUACUUUGUUUCUGAAGUUUGUCAGAAUGCAAUUAAAUGUAUUGAAGGAAGGAUUCUCAAGAUAAAAGUGCUUACAGAUUUAGGAUUUUUCUCUGAUGCGUACCACGAACUGUGUAUUCUUAAUUUUGGAGACAAAAUCCCCUGGAAAGUGCCUGCAGGCUACAAGUUUGUUCCAUUUCAGACCUAUACAAAAUUUGAUUCAUCAUUACAUCUCUUAACAAGUGUAAAUCUACAGGUAAUUGAAGAUGUAUUUAACAGGCCUCUACAUUUCGUUUGGAGUUCAUUGUGUGAUUCACAAAUCAUAAAUAACUUAACAUUGGCAAAAAUGCAUUUCAUCCUUUCCCUUUCUGCAACGAUAAAUUGCAUUCCAAAAAGAGUGGCAAAAGUAGCAUACUGUAUGGACAGUGAUACCUUACGAAGGGGAGGCAAAACCACACCUGCACUUGUAAAAGGUUAUAUACCAACUGGAAAACGAAGUCAAACAGUCUUUAUUUUGGAACUUGAAAAAAAUAAAGAUUACUUAACUAUGGAAAUGCUGAAGGGUAUUUUAUUGGCAGAAGCUGAAGAAAGACUCAAUUUAAUUCUUGAAAGCAUCCAAAACCAAUAUGGCAGGAUUUCUCAGUGUUCAGCAGCAGACUUAGAGACUGUCAUUGAAGCCAAGCUUCAUCUUGCAAAUAUCGCUCAACAAAGACUUCAGACAGCUUUCAGUGCUGCUUUGGCCUUUUCCACAAUAAAACUCCUUCGAGAUGCAGAUGUCUUCAAGAAAAUGUCUGAUUUACCACAGGAUUCAGAGAAGCCUAAUGAACAUGGCAUUUAUACUGAGGGUUCCCAUCUGUUACAUAAUGUAAUAGCACAGGAACAUAUGAAUAUACAUCUAUGGCUGAGGUGUCGUCUGGCUUUAGUAACUGCAAUUACAGCACAGAUACGAGGAAUUGAAACAAUGACAGAUAAUGAACUGACAGAGUGCUCAUGUCUGAUCAGUGAGGUACAAAUGGAAGCUGAGGCAUUUAAUGAUAUUGAAAUAGUUGCUGAAAUUACAAUGCAAGCUGUCAUGCUAGGCCUGCAAGAAAGACAACCAGUGACUGACAUUAAGCUUCACCUACAGGAUAUAAUCAAAUUACUUGAUGAAAAGACACUCAUUUCACCUCCAGCUUGUUUAACAUUAGUGAAAAGUAUGCUUCUGUUAGCUGACAUAAUGAGGACACAAACAGAAGACGAGUCGAAACACAUUUCUAAAACAGAUCAACUGAAUUUAUUAAUUCUGGCACAUAGGCUUGUCAUUGAUCAGUUAUUUAUUUUGGGAGAAUCAAUUAAACAUCAUGCAGAAGACCCUACAUUUACGGCUCCAAAGCUGCCUUUAAAAAACAUAUAUCUACCACAUAUCAGAUUACUGGCUAAAGUCAAAAUGAGAAUUGGACAUUCACUAGCUCUAGAAGUAUCUUGUUCAUCUAAAAUAAAUCAGUCACAGUGGCAAAAAGCUCUCAGGCAUACAGAAACAGCACUGGAACUUUGUAGAACAUCAGUACAACGUGAACUAGACCUGGAAGCAGAGAUUCUUUUUUGGAAAGGGAAGUUAGAGCGACAGAUCACUGUAAUCAGUAACCAUAGAUCAACAUUAGCUGUCAAGACCUUGCUGGAAGCUAUCAAGCUAAGUCUGCGAAAUUACCAAAAUUAUGGAUUAAUAAGAAGAGCAUACUUGGAGGUAGCAGUGCUAUAUUUUUAUUUAAUUACAGCCAAGGCCGAAUCUUCAAGCUCUGUGAAGGGAAAAGCAUUCAAAGCAAAGGCUACCAAUGUACACUAUGCAAGUUCUGAUGAUUUUCUGGACCUGGAAAUGUACAGAGUUCAGGCGUGGAUUGCAGUCAGGGCUGCUGCACAGGUUAGUGAAGCUAUUCUAGCUUACCAGAAGUUAAUUGGAAGAAAGUCUGUUAAAUUAUAUCAAGUGAGAGAAAGAGUACAACGCAAAAUCCCAGAAUUUGCCCUUCUGGACCUUGGUCAUUCCUAUAAGGACUUCUUGUCUGGUGGAUAUGAAGUUACCUAUAAAGUCCAUUCUGUAGUAUCUUCUGUACAAGAACUGGAAGAUUGUGAUGGAGCUGAAAAUUCUUCAUAUGAGGAUGGCCAGGCCGGGCUGAAGAUAACCUGGAUUCACUUAAUUCGCUACAAUACUUACUUAAACAGGCUCUUGAACAUGACCCCUUUGCUUGCUGUUCCAAAAGCAGGAGAAGGCUUAUUUGCUAAAGAAAACAUGCUGUUCACUUCAGUGUUUGACACAGGAACUACUCUACGCGUAGCGAAAAUGCAUUCUUUCCUAAAAACCUGCUUGCCUACAUAUUCUGCCUGCUGCGUUGAAGAUCCCCCUGAACAACUGCACAGUUUUGAGCAAAUCCAUGGUAGUAUAAUAGCUCUUGCAAAGUCAACUUCAGAAGCUAUUGGAAUGUCACAUAGACUGUCAGAAGAACAAAUAUCUUUCUCUAGUUUAUGUAGCUCUCAGAUUUCAGGUUAUUUUGACAACAAGGCAACUUGUACUUCCCUGAGAGACCUUUGUAUUCAGUGGUACCUUCCAUCUGUGGAGAAAUCAUCAAAAGAAGAGACUAUGGUUUUGUUUGUCUAUGCUUACAAUAUAAAACCAGUCAAAAUUAUCAGCAUCACAAGUUUCCAUUCGGACAAUGUGUUUUGUGGUUAUCUGUGGAUUCCACUGAACAGUGUUGUUGCUGUGCGUGAAAAGUUGUCUAAUCUGAAGCAAAACAUUGAAAUGUUAAUGCACUCAACCACAAUGUCUCAUCUAAAAAGUGGAACGCAGCAUGUUCUUUUACCAGAAUCCGGCAGUAUUAUCUUAGGAGCAGUGAUUGAUAAAAAAACAGAGGAAAUGGUCAAGCAGUGUUUAUCAGAAAUCAAAUAUUUGCUCUCUGUGGGUUCAAAUCAGCCAACCCCAAUCAGUGAGAUCCCAUUUGACAUAUCUUUAACAGCAAUAAACAAUUUAUGGAAAUUAUUUGAUCCAGCUAAUGGGUGUGUGAUAACAGCAGGGAAUAUUUUCAACUGGAUAGUUUCUUUGCUGUCUUAAGUGAUCUUUCCAGAGGAAAAUGAAUGUGCAUUUAAUGGAGUUUGAUGGGGUUCUGGAGUCACAUCUUGUAUUAAUGAAAUAGAUAAAAAUUGCCUGUUAUAGGAAACUGUCCUCUGUAAUUUACAAAAUAUGUUUAGCAAUACUUUCAGUAAAAAUAUUAUGUAAUAUUGCUUUUUACAGCUUAACAGUAUUCUUUGGUCUUAAUUUUCCUAUGUUCUUAUUAUUGCAAAAGGUUAAAGCAUUGUUCUUCAUGAAUUGUAUGAUUCUGUUAGUUUCACUGAUACCUGUUUUAAUAGAACCAAAAUAUGUUUUUCUAUUGAAAUUUUACAAGAUUUACAAAAGAAACUAGAUUGGAUUCCCUUAAAGCUAAUAAAAUACUGUUUUAUCAUUUCUCAUAACUGCUUAAAAGUAAAUAAUCUUAAAUUAUAAAUACUGUCAUAUAGUAGUUUUUCAUGAACUGAAGCAUUUCCUUGUAUUUCUUUUAUUAUCUUUGAAACUUCGGAUGUUUUUGCUUUUCAGUUUUUGCUGCCUUUGUUGUGUUUUUUGAUUAAAAGCAACUGGAAUUAUCUGUAAAGAGGUCUUUUCCACUUACUUUAGACUAUGUCAACCAUUAAUUGUUGGACAUUUCAGUUUUUUUUUUAAAAAUGAGACAAUCACGAAGAGUAAAAUAGUAGAAUCUUACAAUACUCUAGAGAUACAGAGAUUUUGGCAUUCUUCACAUUUAGUUAGUUCCACUAGGGUUCCAAUACAGAGUAACCUGAUUUCUGUUCCUUGACUGACAUAACAGUUAUUGAUAGGUAAAAGAACUGUACAUCAGUAGUGAGUAUAAUUUGCUGCUUUAGAGUACCAUAUUCCCUUUUUAUGCUGAACAUAGUCCAGAUUGUUUCUAUGGGGGCUAUGACCUAGUCUGCCACUUCUCUUAUGGUAUUUCCAUGGUGCAUCUAAUUAGCUCAACUUAAACUUGCUAACAUGGUAGUCCUUACACAAUGAUUUCACACAACUGCUAAGAUUAUUAAAAUAACAAUUUUAUAGGCCAAUCCAGAGGGUGGAGGAAAUGGAGUUAAGGAUGUGGCAUGGGCUUGUGCUGAUGUAGGUUCCCACCCCACUAAUGUAAGGGGCAAACACGCAGGCAGAGAGGGUACCUAUGUCAGUAGGCAGAUGCUGCACACUUCCAUGGUACCUGAACCUGGAAGACUCCACCAUCUCAUGGCUCUGCCAACACACAAGGCCUGUCAGUGCACCAUGGAGUGGACUGGAGCGUUCCCAGGGAUGGAGUUGGCUUUCAGCCUGGGUAACCCCCUCCUCAGCCACAGACAUGUGCCACCAGAAGUGUGGCAUAAGUCCUUUUUUUGAAGGGUUAAUUUUCAGGAGUCUGGGAAUUUUCUUGGGUUUUUUUCUCCUCACGCUGCCUGAAAACCCUUUACAGGCAGUAGUGCCAUCCCUGGCUGCCGUGUGCUCUGGACUGGGCUAAUAGUCAAGUGUUUAGUACAGGGAGGUUGAAAACAUUCUUGUGCUAGGCUGUUUAGUGAUAUUUUGUAACUUAGAAAUGUAAACAGUGUUUUCUUUCCUACAUUUUAGAUAAACUGUAUAGAUCUUAGCUCUGAUAUUUAUGUAUGCGAGAAGGAGUUGUGCUCCAUGGAAACUGCUAUUGGAAAUUAAAUGGGCAGAUCCUUUGCAAGAAUCCCUCUUAGUUUUGAGGCUUCCACUCUGCUUGAGAUUCUCUUUAAUAGGUCAUUAAGUUUAAAAAAAUUAAGAUGUCUCUUUUGAAAACUGUUUGUCUAAAAUAGGACUAAUUCAGCAAAAAUGCAUAACAGAUGCAAAAAAAGCAGACUAUUCAGUUUGACAGAAGAUUCAGCGCAA
Messenger RNA from Sphaerodactylus townsendi, 11433 nucleotides. It is a transcript of the gene CFAP54, whose product is annotated as cilia and flagella associated protein 54. Lineage: Eukaryota; Metazoa; Chordata; Lepidosauria; Squamata; Sphaerodactylidae. The record is from RefSeq and is a predicted model, not a curated record. The coding region runs from base 1 to 9573 and encodes 3190 amino acids. Gene Ontology annotation, biological process: cilium assembly. The transcript is spliced from 70 exons.